Molecule: messenger RNA, 1212 nt
Organism: Pyricularia oryzae 70-15
Lineage: Eukaryota; Fungi; Ascomycota; Sordariomycetes; Magnaporthales; Pyriculariaceae
Product: oxidoreductase
Exons: 1
Coding region: 1-1212 (403 amino acids)
Source: RefSeq, a predicted model, not a curated record
AUGGCCGAGUCGGAGUCGCCCUUCCGCUCCAGCAACACCUCCAUCGCCUCCUCGGUGGAGAGCACGGGGAGCCAGCCGUCGACCAGCAGCACCACCACCGGGGACCAGAGCGGCCUGCAGGGGAGCAGCAGCACCGGCAUCCUGGACGCGAGCUCGCUGCGCCGCAACAGGAGCUACAUCGACGUCGGCAGCCGCAGCUUACGGCCCGACAAGGUAGGUCGGAGCCUCCCCGACAGCGCCUCGGGCAGCACGACGCGCAGCCACCUGGGCGUCGACGACGGCGGCGGCAAGCUGCCCGACGAGACCGAGGUCUACUUUCUGUACAUGGACCUGGCCAACCUCGACUCGGUCAGGGACGCCGCCUCGCGCUUCCUGGCCUGCGUCGACCGCCUCGACAUCCUGAUCCUGAACGCCGCCGAGGUCUCGGUGCCUUCUGGCGUCACCGCCCAGGGCUACGAGCGGCACUUUGGCACCAACCACCUCGGACACGCCCUGCUGAUCAAGCUGCUCAUGAGGCUGCUCGUGCGGACCGCCACCUGCGACUCGGUCGGGUCCGACGUGAGGGUCAUCUGCGUCAGCUCCUUUGCCCACCGCUUCACCCCGCCCGAGGGCAUCGACUUUGACAGCCUGAAGCCCGAUCCCAGCUCCUUUCACGAUUCCGCGAGCGCCACGGGAUCAACGACAAACAUCACGCAGAGCGAUACGAACCAGCCCGGCCAGCAGGGGCGGGACGGCGGCGGCGGCGGCAGGCCAGCGACGUCGGGCAGCAGCCAGCGGCCGACGCUGCGGAGGCGGCGGUCGUCACACACCGGCAGCGGACCCUCCUCGCGGCUGCUGUACGGGCAGAGCAAGCUGGCCAACAUCCUGUACGCGCGCGAGCUGGCGGAGCGCUGCCCGCUCUUCACGACGGUGUCGAUCCACCCGGGCAUCGCAAAGUCCGAGGGGAACUGGCGCAGGGGCGGGUCGCGCGUGGUGGGCAGCGGCGCGGUGGUGGAGCGGUUCGAGCAGUGGAUCGUGCCCGUGUUCGGCGCGUCCAUCGACGAGGGCGCCAAGAACCACCUCUGGGCCGCCACGGGCCGCGGCAUCAGCAACGGCCAGUACUACGAGCCCGUCGGCGUGCCCGCCAGGCCGAGCGGCGUCGGCGACGACAGGGUCCUGAGCUGGAAGCUGUGGGAGUGGACGCAGAGGGAGCUGGCUGGGUAUAGUUUGUGA